Molecule: messenger RNA, 537 nt
Organism: Lachnellula hyalina
Lineage: Eukaryota; Fungi; Ascomycota; Leotiomycetes; Helotiales; Lachnaceae
Exons: 3
Coding region: 1-537 (178 amino acids)
Molecular function (GO): carbohydrate binding
Source: RefSeq, a predicted model, not a curated record
AUGGGCGACCGCUGGGUCUCGACUAACCUUAUGCGGUCAACCUACGUCUGGCUUCCUCUCACCCUCUCAGGCACAACAGCAACUCUCAACAACGAAGUAAACUGGAUCCUAAACUCCAACUCCUGGUCCAGCGGCCCCAGCGAAACCACACCCGAAGCAGAAGCUAGCACCAACACGCUCUCCGGUGGUGCAAAGGUCAUUUCAUGUUCCGGCUGUUCAGGCGCCCAAUCUAUUGGCUACAUCGGUGGUUCUCCAGGCGGGAAACUCAUAUUCCCGAAUAUAUCUAGUACCGUGGCGACGACGACGACAAUACGGAUCCAUUAUACGAAUGCGGAUGCUUCGCAGCGGUUCGCGAGUGUGGUGGUAAAUGGUGUCAGCCAUGUUGUGGCUUUCAUUCCAACGCCUGAUGAUAAUACGCCUGGGACGGCGACACUGACGGUUCCGUUGAAUAGUGGGAGUGCGAAUACGAUUGCGUUUGAGGCGUAUAAUGGGGGUUGGGCCCCAAAUAUCGAUAGAUUGAUGGUCCCUGUGUCUUGA